Messenger RNA from Vitis riparia (riverbank grape), 2125 nucleotides. Its product is annotated as pentatricopeptide repeat-containing protein At2g13600-like. The record is from RefSeq and is a predicted model, not a curated record. The coding region runs from base 90 to 1520 and encodes 476 amino acids. Gene Ontology annotation, molecular function: protein binding; RNA binding. NCBI's taxonomy places the organism in Eukaryota, Viridiplantae, Streptophyta, Magnoliopsida, Vitales, Vitaceae. The transcript has 2 exons. Gene Ontology annotation, biological process: RNA modification.
AAUGGAGGCGUUUCUAGAUAGAGAUGCAGAAUACGACGGCGUUUUGAUGUGAUGGUCUGCAAUCCCAAAGCCAUUGGAUUCCGCCAUUGAUGUCUAACUGGCAUUCUACACAGAAGUUCGAUUCCAUCAAUGGAUUCUUGCGUCAUUGUUCUCAAACUAAGAAUGUGAGAGGCAUUAAGAAGCUUCAUGCUCAUCUACUUAGAACAGGCUUGCUCUUCAUCUCCCUUAGUUUUCAGAGCAAACUCAUCUUCACAUACACCACAUGCCUUCAUAGAAACAACUCUAAAACCUUCACCACCUUGCUCAACUGCAUCAACUCCACAGACCCAUUGCCCUUCAAUAUGAUUCUAUCCGAUUAUUGUCGAAGUGGGUUUUCUUUUUUGGCUCUGCAAACCUUCUCUUUCAUGCAUACCAAUGGGGUUCCUUUAGAUACAUAUAGUUUUUGUUGUUCUUUAGUGGCUUCCUGUUCCAUGAAAAACGUUAAAUUUGGUGCACAGAUACAUGCCCGUGUUGAAAAAUCAGGCUGGUUGUCAAGUGUUUUUGUGGGUAGUGCUCUGGUUGAUAUGUAUGCUAAAUUGUCGCUUAUCAAUGACGCAGCAAUGGUGUUCGAUGAAAUUCCUGUCAAGAACACUGUUUGUGCAAAUGCACUAUUAUCAGGUUAUGGUGAGGCUAAGCUGUGGGUUGAAGGGCUUGACUUCGUUCGAAAGAUGCGUUCAUUGAAUUUGAAUUGUGAUCAUUUCACGUUGUCAGCAAUGUUACGCUCAUGUGCUGGUCUGUCCGCAAUUGAAUUGGGUAGGCAGGUUCAUGGGAGUGUGAUCCGUAAGGUUUCUGAUGUGGAAGCUGAUGUCUUUUUGCAGAGUUCUUUGAUUGAAAUGUAUGGUAAGUGUGGCUCAGUGGAGAAGGCUUGGCAAGUCUUCAAUUUGGCAGGCUUUGGAUACAAGGGGGAGAGAAAGAGAGAUGUUGUUCUGUGGACCUCAAUGCUUGCUGUAUGUGGUAGAAAUGGGCAUUUUGAAAAAGUAAUUGAGUUGUACAAAGAGAUGUUGAGGGAAGGGAUAAGGCCAGACGGGGUGGCAUUUGUGACUGUAAUCUCUGCUUGUGGACACACUGGCCAUGUGAAACUUGGAAUUAAGUAUUUUGAGUCCAUGGUCAGUGAUUUUGGAUUGGAACCUGGCCCAGAGCAUUACAGUUGUGUAGUUGAUUUGCUUUGCAGGGCUGGUGAGUUGGAGAAGGCAUGGAAGAUGGUGAAUGAGAUGACACCUAAAGAGAAUGGCAGUUACAGUAUCUCAAUGUGGGGGGCUUUGCUUAAUGCUUGCAACGAAUUUGGAAAUGUUGAAUUGGGUAAAUUGGCUGCUCACAAGGCACUUGAGAUGGAUCCUCAUAAUGUCGGGAUCUAUGUUCUGUUAUCAAAUAUGUAUGCUAAAUUCAGUAUGUGGGAUGAGAUUGGGCAGUUGAGGGAGUUGAUGAAGGAAAGUGGUUUAAAGAAAGAUGUUGGAUGCAGUUGGAUAGAGAUUACAAGUUGAAUUGAAGGAAACUUGGCAGCAAAUGAAAGUACUUAUUUUAAUCUGGGCUGGAGGUCCUAGAAUCUACAUAACAUUGAAGACAUCAGAUUCCAUUCUUAACUUACUGCAGGCUUAUUCAUGUCUUAAAUUGCUAGUGAUUAAAUGAUUGCAAAUCAUUGAAGAGUUCGAAUAGGGAGGGCCAGGAAGGUAUAGAAUUGGCUCUGCAUUUCCUGAUAAGAUGGCUCUAAGAAUUGCCUGCUGGGUACCUUCAGGGCUGAGCCUCGAAUUGUUUGGUUACACUGAGAACAAAGACACAACUUCAUGAGGCAAAAAUCUCAGCAUACACUUUUCUUGUAGCUGCUCAAGCAUAAGAGGGCAGAUAAUUUCUCGGUAUAAUGAUGUAUAAGGGAAGUUGCCCUUCAUAUGCUCUUCAAUACAGCUCACUACAAACCGCUAUUUUCUUUUCUGGGAAGGCGGUAGGUGGUGAAACUUGAAUACUCAGAAGACUCAGAACCAUUGAAAUGAAGCUCCAUAAGAUGGUUGAGGAAUUCCCCAACCCAAUAGCAAGGGAGUCGAUGGAGGUCAUCAAGGAAAUUCUGUUUUUGUUGCUGCAACAAAAUGGGUGA